AUGCGCGUCCGCGCCCCCGUGGCCGCCGUCGCCCCUCACGGCCUGACCGCCAAGACCACCACCCCCGCCGUGGCCUCGGUCAUCAGCCGCAUGAUGUCGGAGUUCGUCCGCGAGAAGCCCCACCUGAACAUCGGUACCAUCGGUCACGUCGAUCACGGCAAGACCUCCCUGACCGCCGCCAUCACCCGCGUCCUGUCCAAGAAGGCCGGUGCCACCUUCCGCGCGUACGACCAGAUCGACAACGCCCCGGAGGAGCGCGCCCGCGGUAUCACCAUCAACUCCUCCCACAUCGAGUAUGAGACCGCCAACCGCCACUACGCCCACGUCGACUGCCCGGGUCACGCGGAUUACGUCAAGAACAUGAUUACCGGUGCCGCCCAGAUGGACGGCGCCAUCCUGGUCGUCGCCGCCACCGAUGGUCAGAUGCCCCAGACCCACGAGCACGUCCUGCUCGCGCGCCAGGUCGGCAUCAACCGCCUCGUGGUCUUCGUCAACAAGGUCGACCAGGUCGACGAGGAGACCCUCGAGUACGUCGAGAUGGAGAUCCGUGAGCUCCUCGGCACCUUCGGCUUCGAGGCCGACGAGACCCCCGUCAUCUUCGGCUCCGCCCUGUGCGCCCUGGAGGAGCGCGAGGACAAGAUCGGUAACGAUGCCGUCCUCAAGCUCAUGGAUGCCGUCGACAACUGGAUCCCCAACCCCGUCCGCGACCUGGACAAGCCCUUCCUCAUGCCGAUCGAGGGCACCUUCUCCAUUCCCGGCCGUGGUACCGUCGUCACCGGCCGCGCCGAGCGCGGUAUCAUCAAGAAGGGUGAUGAGGUGGAGAUCAUCGGCUACGGCAGCACCAUCAAGACCACCGUCACCGGUAUCGAGAUGUUCAAGAAGCUCCUGGACCAGGGCCAGGCUGGUGACCAGAUGGGCGCCCUCAUCCGUGGUGUCAAGCGCGAGGACGUCACCCGCGGCAUGGUCAUGGCCGCCCCCGGCACCAUCAAGUCCCACAAGAGCUUCGAGUCCCAGGUGUACAUUCUCACCAAGGAGGAGGGUGGCCGCCACACCUCGUUCGUCAACAACUACCGCCCCCAGAUCUUCUUCCGCACCAGUGACAUCACCGCCACCGUCAAGCUCGAGCCGGGCCAGAUGGUCGUCCCCGGUGACAACGUCAAGCUCUCCUUCGAGAUGAUCCACGAGGUCCCCAUCGAGACCGGUCUGCGCUUCACCAUCCGUGAGGGUGGCAAGACCGUCGGUACCGGUGUCGUCACCAACAUCCUCGACUAA
Molecule: messenger RNA, 1272 nt
Organism: Fonticula alba
Lineage: Eukaryota; Rotosphaerida; Fonticulaceae
Product: elongation factor Tu
Exons: 4
Coding region: 1-1272 (423 amino acids)
Biological process (GO): mitochondrial translational elongation
Cellular component (GO): mitochondrion
Molecular function (GO): GTP binding; translation elongation factor activity; GTPase activity
Source: RefSeq, a predicted model, not a curated record